Ananas comosus (pineapple) is the source of this 1269-nucleotide messenger RNA. RefSeq lists its product as uncharacterized. Bases 223 to 870 code for a protein of 215 amino acids. NCBI's taxonomy places the organism in Eukaryota, Viridiplantae, Streptophyta, Magnoliopsida, Poales, Bromeliaceae. The transcript has 5 exons. The record is from RefSeq and is a predicted model, not a curated record.
UCUCUAUGUUCCAGGGUCUUCUUUCUGGUUCCCCUUUUACUUACUAUCACUCUAUCACUAUCGACGCUGCUCUCUUUCUCUCUCUCUCCCUUAAAUCUCCAUUUCUCUUCUCGAAGCUGCUCAACGCUCUCUCGUCGCUUCAUUUCUCACGGUAAUUAUAUCAAACACCUUCCCCGCAACACUUUUAGCCUCUCUCUCUCUCUCCCCCUCUCUCUCUCGUCCAUGGCGCUCGCUCACUCUGUCCUCCCCCUUCCCCUCCCCCGCGCCACUGCCCCCCCCUCCUCCGCCGCCACUGCCGGGGCCGAGCUGGCGCCGCCGGCGAGCGGGCUCUCCGUCGCCCUCUUCGCCUCCCAUCGUCCCAGACCCAAUCGGAGGAGCGCCCUCUCCCCCUCCGUCUCCCUCCUCCGAAGAUCCCGACGCAGAGUAAGGGCAGUGCAUGAAUCUGGAAGUACUUUGGCUGUUGAUGCUUUUGCGAAUAUCAAGCAUAUCCUCCUUCCAAUCACUGAUCGGAACCCUUAUCUCUCAGAGGGAACCAGACAGGCUGCAGCAACUACCACUUCUCUAGCGAAAAAGUACGGAUCAGACAUUACAGUCGUCGUUAUCGAUGACAAGCCGAAAGAGUCCAUCCCAGAGCACGACGCUCAACUUUCUAGCAUCAGAUGGCACCUUUCAGAAGGCGGAUUUAAGGAGUUUGGGUUGAUGGAGCGGCUUGGGGAAGGGAAGAAGCCGACUGCGAUCAUCGGCGAGGUCGCCGACGACCUCAACUUGGAUUUGGUAGUCUUAAGCAUGGAAGCAAUCCACUCGAAGCACGUGGACGGGAACUUGUUGGCCGAGUUCAUCCCUUGCCCUGUGCUGCUUUUGCCUCUCUAGAUCGUGUCGAGUUGCCGCGCAUCGCGUGUUGUAGGUUCCAUGUUCACAGUUGCAUCUUAUGGUCAUGAUUUUUCCUACCCAAACCAGAUCUUUUUGUUCUUUCUCUUCAUUUUUCUUUUCCCCCUCACUUUGAUCCCAGAAACCCUCCAUAUGUAAGAUGUGCUGUAGCCUAUCUUGUUACCCAAAAUGUGGGCUUUUUAUCCGGUGGAUGUGUAAUGCAGUGAGAAGCUGGAAUGCUCUCGCACACCAAAGAGAAGCUCUAAUUUAAAACUUAGUGUCUGUUCGGCCUAAUGAAUAUCUCGUUUUCAGCUACAACCAAUUUUAUAAGAUGCUUUAAUUGUCCUACAUCGGAUGGAAAAGAAAUUAUGUAUGAAAUUAUGAGAGCUCGGAUUAUAGUAA